Cydia pomonella (codling moth) is the source of this 2439-nucleotide messenger RNA. Its product is annotated as senecionine N-oxygenase-like. Lineage: Eukaryota; Metazoa; Arthropoda; Insecta; Lepidoptera; Tortricidae. Bases 1050 to 2390 code for a protein of 446 amino acids. The transcript is spliced from 8 exons. Gene Ontology annotation, molecular function: flavin adenine dinucleotide binding; NADP binding; N,N-dimethylaniline monooxygenase activity. The record is from RefSeq and is a predicted model, not a curated record.
UGGGAUCGGGAUUUUAACUUUUUAGUUUUAGAUAUAGUUUGUGUUGUGGGAUAUUUUGAUCUGGUUUUCGUUAUUAUAAAUAGAAUAUUUGGUAAAAUUUGCUGCUAUUUAUAGCAAAUACAAUUUAAUUUCGUGUAAAAUCCGUAAGUUUUUUGUAAAGUUACGUAGUUGUUGUUGGGACAUCCUAUGUUUUUUUUAAAUAUCGGCAUAAAUAAUAUAGUUAUCGUGAAAACAUCGCUGCAGCGAUGAUAGACUAUUAUAGAAAACAUUAUUGUUCUGAAUGAAUAUAAAAAAUUAAUUUAAUGUUAUCUUUUAUUAACUAAUUUGUCUGUUGAAACAAAAUUUGCACACAAUGUCAAUUAGGCAUUAACAAGUAUUUUGACCCAACCCCUGUUUUAGUCUUUAGAGACGCACUAUAACUAAAUGACAUGAUUUAGAUAGCAUGUUGAUGUCAAUGUACGUUUCAAUUGGCCUUCGAGUCAUCAACGACAUUAAUAUUAUGAUUAUAAUUAUAACUUGACAUUCACCAAGUAGUCAGUUCACCUGGGUAUUCACAGUAACACACUUAAUAUGAACCUUAUGCAUUGGCAAUAAAAUUCACGAAUGAUCAAUCACUUUAUGAAUUAGUUAACACUGUGGAUGAUGGUAGGUACUCCAAAAGUCGUUUGAUCGAGUUCUACCAGUCUUGGAGGCCAAUUCGAACGUAUACUAACAUCAGAAUUAUAUCUGAAUGAUGUCAUUUACCUGUCGUGCGUCUCGCUAACGCCAAUACAUGUAGGUAUAAUAAGCGAAAUGAACGAUAGCUAAAUAUCAUUUGGAUGUCGUUUUGAUGUCAGUGUACGUUUGAAUUGGCCUGUUUUUCUGAUUUUGGUCGGACCAAUGUCUGUGCGUUAUCAUAGAGAAAUAAGCAAGCUUCAAGUGCUCACUCCAUACAACAGUUUACUUGUUGUAAUAAUAAGUUGUAUGGGAGGUGUGGUGUGAUAAAAGCUUACUUAUUUCUUUAUGGUGCUAUACUGUUGUUAUUUUAGAGUUUAAACAAAGUGAAAACAAUGGCCAGGUUUGUGGUACAUGUGAUUGUGAUAUGUUCUGUGAUUUUUAUUCUGGAAACUAGGAAUGGCCUUACAGAGCCAUCUCGGCGAGCAUGCGUGAUCGGCGCCGGCUACGGCGGUCUCGCGUCUGCGCGCUACCUAAAACAAUAUGGCGUCCAGGUUUCCGUGCUAGAAGCACAGCGGAGUCUUGGUGGUAACUGGAGAUUCCAGACUGACUUGGAAGAGGAUGGCUUGCCACCGUUUACAGGAGUUUAUAAGCAACUGAGGACCAACACUCCCUGGCAGAUCAUGGAGUUUGCCAACUGGCCCUUCCCUGAUACCACGCCAUCGUAUCCAACCGCACCCUGCUUCUACAAGUACCUGCAGAAUUUCACCAAGGCAUUCGACUUAGAGAAAUACAUAGAGUUCAGCUCUUUAGUGACGUCAGUGAAAUGGGCAGACACCCAAUGGGAGAUCUCAUACAUGAAGACAGACUCGAAGGAGAGCCGCACAAAGACUUGUGAUUUCGUCAUAGUCGCCACUGGGCAUUGGAGUUUGCCGACUAUACCUAAUUUCGAGGGUCAGGAUAAAUUCGAAGGCAAAAUAAUCCACAUCCAGAAAUAUAAAGACCCUGAACCAUUCAGAAACCUUCGGAUACUCGUGAUUGGCGCUGGCCCUUCAGGCCUUGAUUUAGCUAUGCAUCUGACCAAUCAGAGCUCGCGGCUGAUUCACAGCCACCAUUUGGAGUACAACCAGCCGUUCUUCGGGACCAAUUAUGUGAAGAAACCAGAUGUUAAGAAGUUCACAAGAAAUGGGGUGGUGUUUAAGGAUGACAGCUUUGAGGAGGUGGAUGUUGUAAUACUGUGCACAGGGUAUGAUUUUAACUUUAGCUUUCUACAUGAGAGCUGUGGGCUGACCGUGUCGCGAAAGUUCGUGUUACCGGUCUAUCAACACAUGGUGAACGUUCGGAGACCUAGCAUGGUGCUGCUGGGGCUGCCUAAACCGAUAAUUCCAAAGGUUUUAGAUGCGCAGGCAAAUUAUGCAGCAUCAUUAGCAGCGGGUAAAUUUGAGCUCCCCUCGCAAGACGACAUGAUGAACGCCUGGCUUCAGCAGUUCGGGGGCAGGAAAGUCGUCGAUGUCAACUUCUUGGCCGAUCAACAGGACCAGUACUUCACAAACCUCUCAUCCGAGGCAGGCACCAUCCGCGUGCCUCCCGUAAUAACCAUCAUAAGGGACUUCAACGCCAAGAACCGGUUGGAGGAUCUGCUGAACUACAGAGAUUAUGAUUAUAAAAUACUCGAUGACCAUAAUUUUGAAAGAUUUUACAAUCCGAGAAAGGAAAUUUGUGAUAUUUUUGUUUAAAUCGUGGACUUUAAUAAAUUAAUUGAUGAAAAUAUUUUCAACCAAGAAA